This is a messenger RNA of Neohortaea acidophila, 1591 nucleotides long. RefSeq lists its product as uncharacterized. The transcript has a single exon. Gene Ontology annotation, molecular function: coenzyme A diphosphatase activity. Bases 41 to 1456 code for a protein of 471 amino acids. The record is from RefSeq and is a predicted model, not a curated record. NCBI's taxonomy places the organism in Eukaryota, Fungi, Ascomycota, Dothideomycetes, Mycosphaerellales, Teratosphaeriaceae.
CUUCCCUCAUCCACACGAGUGCUAAUCGAAAGCUGCGAACAUGGAUGCGGUAGAGGCAUCAGGUCGCGUGCACGAUGUCGCGACCAUGCUGCGCGCGCUCGUCGCCGCGCCAUAUCCCGAGCUAGCUUCACCGGAAGACAUGAAAAAGAGAGCCUCCGUGGCGCUCGUGAUUCGAAUCAAACCGUCUUACGCUCAUUGGCCUUCAUCCACGUCCAAAGCGAAUGAUCUCGAUUCAUUCUUCGAGCAGGAAUGGGUGCAACACGGCGAUCCCGAAGUCCUCUUCAUCAAGCGUGCAUCGCGGAAAGGCGACCGGUGGACUUCGCAUAUUGCUCUUCCGGGCGGAAAGCGGGAUCCUACAGAUGCCGAUGACCAGGCUGCUGCGAUUCGAGAGGCUCUUGAGGAAGUCGGUUUAGAUGUUCUUGAGCAUGGAAUUGAGUGUGGGAAUUUGCCUCAGAGGGUAGUGACGACUCAUUGGGGGAAGAAGCCAUUGCUCAUGCUGUGUCCAUACGUCUUCCUCUUGACGAGACACGACAUUCCGCCGCUGAAGCUGCAACCGACAGAAGUGGCAUCAACACAUUGGGUGCCGAUUCGCAGUCUGCAAGACCCCAGAUCGAGGACGGUGGCGUUCGAGGAUGUGAGCAGUCGGUUGGCCAGCCAAGAAACUGGGGUCAGGAAGUGGAUGCUCAGCAUGAUUCUGGGCAAGAUGGUGUUUGCCGCUAUCUCUCUCCUUCCAACAGAAACGCUACAUUCCGCCGAAACGCCAAUACAAGAAACACAACUUCAAGACAACCGCUUCGCUCACGCAACAUCGUACGACCGCCUUCGAAAAGCCGCUCUGAGAGUAUGGCACGCCGAUAUUUUCAACCAGUUUCCACCCGCACAUCCCCCUGAAGGCCCUCUACUACUCUGGGGCCUCACACUAGGCGUGAUCUCCGACUUCCUCGACAUAAUACCCCCGCACAACGCCCUCACACUCUGGACAUAUCCCAACUUUACCCCUCUCGACGUCCGCUUCGUCGUCUGGCUCAUGACCUACAACUUCAAACUCCGCAAGCGAGUAGAGCUCCAAUCCGGCUCCGAGUUCCUCUCCAACCCCUCUUUCGGGUACGCCUCGGAAUCCGCAGCGCACACUCCGUCUCCCAGCAGUAUCAGCUCUUCCACAGUGCUCGUGGAGCGACCGGACGAAACGGGCUUCCACGGGUUGGGGACGGGGAUUCAUGUUGGGCCGGGGAUGAGGAGUAAGAAAGCCGCGGUCGCGACUAUGCUCGAAGGGUGCGUGGAACGUGUUGCUUCGUGUACGCUGCCGACCAUCACUAAUCGGGCUAGAUAUUAUGAUAUUGUGCGCAAAGCGGUGGGUGUGGCGUUGGUGGGGAGACUGGGCAUGGUUGCAUUGUUGGUGCUACUGGCUUGGAGGAGGCUUGGUAAGAGCGGCAUCAAGAGGUUUUUGGGGCGAUAGAUGUGCAUGGAGUGUCUGUACGAUGGCAUGCUUUCAGGUUUGAGCGUACAGGCUUGUGGAGUUGAAUAGAGAUCUGAUAGAUUUUCAAUUGGUAACCUGUAGACUGCUUACAAGAUGACAUAGCUCUGAUACAUG